This is a messenger RNA of Synchytrium microbalum, 621 nucleotides long. RefSeq lists its product as uncharacterized. Bases 1 to 621 code for a protein of 206 amino acids. Lineage: Eukaryota; Fungi; Chytridiomycota; Chytridiomycetes; Synchytriales; Synchytriaceae. Gene Ontology annotation, biological process: glutathione metabolic process. The transcript has 6 exons. The record is from RefSeq and is a predicted model, not a curated record. Gene Ontology annotation, molecular function: glutathione transferase activity.
AUGAAGUUAUAUUACUCUCCCACAUCGCCAUUCGUUCGCAAGGUUGUGAUUGUUGCUCGUGAAGUUGGACUGUUUGAGGAGUUGGAGCUAAUACCUGUGGCUGUUGCUCCAUAUGAAGUGAAUCCAGGUACAAGCAGUGUGCAAGGUGCUGGAAAUCCUUUGGGGAAGAUUCCUACAUUGAUUAUAGAAGACGGAACAGCACUCUUCGAUUCUCGUGUCAUUGUUCAGUAUCUCGCUGCACUCAAACCAGCUAAAGGCAUUAUACCCACUGACAUCAAAGAGCAGUUCCGAGCCAAGAAGCGUGAAGCUAUGGCAGAUGGACUAUGUGACGCUGGCAUACUCGUGCGGUAUGAGGGUGUUCGACCGAUAGAAAAGCAAUGGCCAAAUUGGGUUGAAGGACAAACACGCAAACUCACUGCUGUUUUUGACGCUAUGGAAGCUGAAGUUCCUGACAUGGCGUCGUCUCUGGCAACGAUUGGAGAGAUUGCGUUUGUUUGUGCUUUAGGAUGGUAUGAUUUCAGAAUGGGGCCCGCUUGGAGGGACACGCACCCAAAAUUAGCUGCCUGGUACAAGACUGUUGAAAAUUUGCCAGUCGUCACUGAAACCGCACCAAAAGUAUAA